AUGGGAUCCACUGGGCAAUCCACUCUUCCUUCGGAUUUCCUCUGGGGCUUUGCAACAGCUGCAUACCAGAUUGAGGGAGGCGCUAACGAAGAUGGUCGCGCCCCGUCGAUCUGGGAUACAUUCUGCAAGAUCCCCGGCAAGAUUGCGGGCGCCGGAACUGGAGAUGUAGCUUGCGACUCGUAUCACCGCACACACGAGGAUAUCGCGUUGUUGAAAGAAUGCGGUGCUCAGGCAUACCGGUUUUCUCUAUCAUGGUCCCGCAUUAUCCCUCUCGGUGGCCGGAACGAUCCAAUCAACAAGAAAGGCAUACAGUUCUACCAGAAGUUCGUAGAUGACCUGAUUGAAGCGGGCAUCACGCCCAUGAUUACCCUCUUCCACUGGGAUCUUCCGGAUGAGCUUGACAAGCGCUACGGUGGACCUCUCAACAAAGAGGAAUUCGUUGCUGACUUCGCACACUAUGCUCGCGUGGUAUUCGAGGCCUUUGGAUCCAAGGUCAAGUACUGGAUUACCUUCAACGAACCUUGGUGCAUUAGUGUUCUUGGAUACAAUAAUGGUUCCUUUGCCCCGGGUCACACGAGCGAUCGCACCAAGAGCGCUGUGGGAGAUAGCUCGACUGAGCCAUGGAUUGUCACCCACAGCCUGCUAAUUGCACACGGAGCUGCGGUGAAGAUUUACCGCGAUGAAUUUAAAGAACGCGACGGUGGUGAGAUUGGCAUUACGCUGAACGGUGACUGGGCCGAGCCCUGGGAUUCUGAGAACCCAGCCGACGUGGAAGCCUGUGACCGCAAGAUCGAGUUCGCUAUCUCAUGGUUCGCUGACCCAAUCUACCACGGCAAAUACCCAGACAGUAUGAUCAAGCAACUUGGCGACCGCCUACCGAGCUGGACUCCGGAGGAAAUUGCCCUUGUCCAAGGCAGCAAUGACUUCUACGGCAUGAACCACUACUGCGCGAACUUCAUCCGCGCCAAGACAGGAGAGCCGGAUAUCAACGAUAUCGCGGGUAAUCUAGAGCUUCUACUUGAAGACAAGAAUGGCGUGAGUGUCGGGCCUAUCACACAAUCGCCUUGGCUGCGACCAUCUGCUAUCGGAUUCCGGAAGCUGCUCAAGUGGCUCAGUGAGCGAUACGGCUAUCCUAAGAUCUACGUCACCGAGAAUGGAACUAGUGUCCUGGGCGAGAACGAUAUGCCCCUUGAGGAGCUGCUCAAUGAUGAGUUCCGUGUACAGUAUUUCCGGGAUUAUGUCGGUGCUAUGGCUGAUGCGUAUACCCAUGACGGUGUCAAUGUGCGGGCUUACAUGGCUUGGAGUCUUAUGGACAACUUCGAAUGGGCUGAGGGCUACGAGACCCGCUUCGGUGUUACUUUUGUCGACUAUGAGAACGACCAGAAGAGAAUCCCAAAGAAGAGCGCCAAGGAGAUUAGCCAGAUCUUUAGUCGGUUGAUUGAGAAGUCCUGA
Messenger RNA from Penicillium expansum, 1452 nucleotides. RefSeq names its product Glycoside hydrolase, family 1. Gene Ontology annotation, biological process: carbohydrate metabolic process. The record is from RefSeq and is a predicted model, not a curated record. Gene Ontology annotation, molecular function: beta-glucosidase activity. Bases 1 to 1452 code for a protein of 483 amino acids. NCBI's taxonomy places the organism in Eukaryota, Fungi, Ascomycota, Eurotiomycetes, Eurotiales, Aspergillaceae. The transcript has 4 exons.